Molecule: messenger RNA, 6196 nt
Organism: Scatophagus argus
Lineage: Eukaryota; Metazoa; Chordata; Actinopteri; Scatophagidae
Gene: pcdh1b
Product: protocadherin 1b
Exons: 5
Coding region: 808-4200 (1130 amino acids)
Biological process (GO): homophilic cell-cell adhesion
Cellular component (GO): plasma membrane
Molecular function (GO): calcium ion binding
Source: RefSeq, a predicted model, not a curated record
UGUGUGUGUGUGUGUUGAAUUCCAGGUCUGGUAUGUGUGACACAGCAGUGUGGGACAUUCAGGGUUCUUGGGUUUAUAUAAGGAACACACACCUGCACUCUCGCUCUGUCAUUUAAAAACACACCUGUGAGGUGAGACAAAAACUUUCAGAACUGGUUUCCAGUUUGGCUACUGGCCAACAGCUUUUGUUGGCAGAUUCCAGAGAACAGUUGUCGUACUUUAUUGGUUUGUAAUUGGUCUCAUAAUGUUCUUGUGUAAUUGUAGAAAACAUCAGCGCAAUCAUAAAUGCUGUGACGCACAUGAAAACAUUUCACUUCCCGCAAACGGCAGCUCUCUGCUCUGAUUGGAGGAAGCAGCUUCUCUCUGAUGUUUCUGUUCUAAUGAGGAUCUGCUGCUGAGUUCACCAAAGGUUUUCAGUGUGUCUCAUUAAGGACAAACAGUCCUGAAGAGUCUUGAACUCAAAACGGGUUGAUGGGAACAAAAAGUAAGUUGACAUUUGAUGCAAAGUUCUGAUACUUUUUGCUCAGUACCAAAAUUGUCUUCAGGUUAGAUACUAAUAUGAAGCUUAGUUCUUACCUGCAGAAUAGCUGAUGUAUUAAAGCAUCAAUGUCCACGGUGGAAUUUCAUCGUUUCGAUUUUUUAUUAUUUUGCUUUUUUGAAAGAAGAUCUAUUUUGUCGACCAAAUAGUAGUUAAAUGUACGACAUUUGCUGCCACUAACAUUUAGUACCAUUACUUCGUUGUGAUGUACUUCCUGUGAGAGAGAUUUGGGGUGGGACACGUGUGAAGUAACCAAUGAGCUGUUUGUUAUGGAGACGAAGGAGACGCGGUGCAGCAAUACAGAUGAAGAACCGAGACGUCCCACGGCUCGCUUAAAGCUCAGCCCGGCUGUGAGCCCAGUCCUCAGAGCGGUGCUGUUGGGUGGAGACAUGGCGGCGCUGAGGUGGGAGGUUCUGCUGUUCCUGGCGGUCGUCCUGCUGGUGUCCUGUGGCGCUGCGCCCACCGACAUCCUGUAUCGGGUUCCUGAGGAGCAGCCGCCCAACACGUUGAUCGGUAGCCUGGCGGCGGACCAGGGCCUUCCCGAUACCGGGCACCUCUACAAGCUGGAGGUGGGCUCGCCCUACCUGCGGGUGGACGGAAAGACCGGCGACAUCUACACCACCGAGAUCCCCAUCGACCGUGAGACGCUGAGGGACUGCCGCAACCUGUUUGAGGGCGACAAGUGUUUCCUGGAGUUUGAGGUGUCGAUCACCGACAUGGUGAAAGGCAUCGGCUCGGGGCCGCGGCUGAUCGAGGGACGCAUCGAGGUGCUGGAUAUCAACGACAACACACCGCAGUUCUCCUCGCCCAUCCUCACCCUGUCCAUCCCAGAGAACACGCACAUCGGCGCCCUCUUCUCCAUCCCCAUGGCCACGGACAGGGACGCCGGCGCCAAUGGCGUGGCCGAGUACUCGCUGAGCACCGGGCCAGACGCCGACCAGCUAUUCACCCUGCAGGUCGCCGUGGACACAGACGAAAAGCUGCCUCAGCUGGUCGUCAUGGGCAAUUUGGACCGCGAAAAGAAAGACUCAUACGACCUGAACAUCCGGGUGGUAGACGGCGGGAAGCCGGCGAGGGCGAGCAGCGCUCUGCUGCGGGUCACCGUCACCGAUCAGAAUGACAACGCCCCCAAGUUUGAGAGGAACCACUACGAGGCCGAGCUGCCGGAGAACAGCCAGCAGGGACACUCAGUGCUGCAGGUCAGAGCCAACGACGCAGACACCGGCACCAACGGAGAGAUCGACUACAGCCUCCACCAGGCCUCCGACACUGUCCAGAGGCUCCUGCGCAUUGACCGCUCUACGGGCAUCAUCUACGUCAAGGGCCUGGUGGACCGUGAGGAGGAGAACUUCCUCAAGUUCUUUGUGGUCGCCAAAGAUCGUGGACCCAACUCCAAGAGCUCCAAGGUCCUGGUGACCAUCAACGUCAAAGACCAGAAUGACAACGCACCAGCCAUUGAGAUCCGUGGUAUUGGCUUGGUCACACACCAGGAUGGCAUGGCCAACAUCUCCGAGGACAUGCCCAUAGGCACGCCGGUUGCGUUGGUCCAAGUGUCGGAUCGUGAUGAGGGGGAAAAUGCGGUGGUGACGUGCGUGGUUGCCGGCGAUGUGCCAUUUCAGCUGCGACCUGCCAGUGAGUCAGCCAACGAUCGGAAGAGGAAAUACUUCCUGCAGACAACUACCCUGCUGGAUUAUGAGCGUGUUAAGGAUUACAGGAUUGAAAUUGUUGCUGUGGAUUCUGGGAAUCCAGCCCUGUCCAGCACCAAUUCUCUCAAAGUCCAGGUUACAGACAUGAACGAUAACACGCCAAACUUUUCUCCUUCGUUGCUUGAGGUGGACUUUCCAGAGGGCAACCAGCCAGGUGACAAGGUGCUGGAUGUGUUGGCUACAGAUGCAGACAGCGGCACCAAUGCAGAGCUCGUCUAUAGCAUCAUUGACAUCCCUUCCACAAGGCUCUUCGAAAUUGAUGCUGACACCGGAGAGGUUCGUGUAAAGAACUUGCUGGAUCGGGAAGAGACGGAGCGGUAUGAGUUCCGUGUGGCAGCAGCAGACAAGGGCGUUCCUAGCAAAACUGGCACCGCUACAGUGAUGAUUAACGUUCUGGACCGCAAUGACAAUGACCCCAAGUUUAUGCUGAGCGGCUACAGCUUCUCUGUCAUCGAGAACAUGGCCCCGCUCAACCCCGUUGGUGUGGUGACUGUCACUGAUAGCGAUAAAGGGGAGAACGCCCGAGUGAGGCUGUUUGUGGAGCCGGACAAUGGCAAGUUUGUCAUCCAGAACGGCACAGGAACCAUCCUGUCAAGCAUCUCCUUCGACCGUGAGAAGGAGAGCACCUACACCUUCCGCCUGAAGGCUGUGGACGCCGGUGACCCACCCCGAUCCUCCUAUGUGGGUGUGACCAUCAAUGUCCUGGAUGAGAAUGAUAAUGCCCCUUAUGUCACCAAACCAGCCAACUCCUCCUACACAUACAUGUCGCCUGUCACCCCACCAGAGACCCGUGUGGAGGUGGUAGAGGCUGAGGACAUUGACUCUGGACCCAAUGCUGAGCUGGUGUACACCAUCACAGGUGGCAACCCUUAUGGCCUGUUCCACAUUUCGCCCAGCAGCGGGGAGAUCACACUGGCACAAGAAUUCACGGGGAAGCACAACGGGCUGCACCGCCUGGUGGUCAGGGUCAGCGAUAGAGGCAAACCUCCACGCCACACCACCGCCCUGGUCCAUGUUUUUGUCAAUGACACAAAGACCAAUGUCUCCCUCAUCGAGGCGCUGGUUGGACACAGCCUCUACACUCCGCUGGACAGAGACAUUGCUGGAGAUCCCAACUACGCCCUUACUCAGCGCAGCAACAUCCUGUACGGCAGUCUCGCCGGUAUUGCUGGUGUGAUUCUGGUCAUUGUAGCAGUGAUGGUCAUCAGACACCGCCUGCAGAAGGACACCAAGAGUGGGUACCAGGCUGGCAAGAAGGAGAGUAAGGACCUGUAUGCUCCCAAGCAGGGCCCUAAAAACGGCAAAGGGAAAAAGAGCAAAAAAGGAAAAGCUCCUAAACCGAUCAAUCCACUGGAGGAGGAGGAGGAGGCCACCCUGCAGAAAGGCCACAAAUUCAACCUCAUCAACGACAAUGUCAACGACAGUCCCAGAAUCCACUUGCCUCUCAAUUACCCCCCGGGAAGCCCCGACCUGGGCCGCCACUACCGCUCCAACUCCCCCCUACCCUCCAUCCAGCUGCAGCCACAGUCGCCCUCUGCCUCCAAGAAGCACCAGGCCGUUCAGGAUCUCCCCGCCACCAACACCUUCGUGGGAACGGGCGACAACAACUCCACAGGCUCCGACCAAUAUUCGGAUUACAGCUACAAGGCCAACCCACCCAAAUACAGCAGCAAACAGCUCCCCCACCGCCGAGUGACCUUCUCCACGGCCAAUCAGGCGCAGGACCUGCAGGAUGCGUCCCAGCACAGCUACUAUGACAGUGGCCUGGAGGAGUCGGAGACGCCCAGCUCCAAGUCAUCGUCGGGGCCGCGGAUCGGGCCGCUGGCGUUGCCGGAGGACCACUACGAGCGAACCACGCCUGACGGCAGCAUUGGCGAGAUGGAGCACCCGGAGAACGGUGGAGCGUCGUCGAGCACCGAGCCGGAGAGGGGGGCCGGACAAAAAAGACUGCCUUAAGACAAAACUAAAGACACAAAGAGCAUCUAAAGCUUCUUUUUUUUUCUUCAUCCAAUUUACAAAAAGAAAACAGAUUAAGUCCUGAAGCUUUUUUUCCUCUCUGAUGCAGUUCUGAGGAUUUUUCUCUCCUCCCUUCCCUCCUUGCCUGUGGUUGUGAACUGCUUUUUUUGCUUCUUGUUGCACAUUCUUGGUACACAAGUUUCCUUCAAGGAGAAUCGAAUCACACAAAAGCAGAUGAAAGAAAAAACAUUUUUGUCGGAGAAAAUAUCUCGAGUAACAAGGAAUUAUUCGUGUCUGAUUCUUCUGGGGUCUUUUUUUCCUCGCCAUGUCCUUGGUAGGCUAUUUUUCGGGAGGUGGAUUUGUACUUUUUGUCGACGCUGUGCUGUUCUCUGUGUGGAUGUAACUGAAGCCUGAGUGGACUCGUCCGUUGGCUGUGGAUUAUCGGCUCUCCACCUUCCAUGGGUUUUUGCUCUUGUUGCUCUUUUUCCAGCUGUUUUUUGCCGUGUGAGGACUGUACUUCCUCUUUGUUUCCCCAGGGUCACGCUUCAUAGGCGAAUCAGUCUCUUUUCUGACUUUUUUCUGUCCAUUUUUGGUCGCCCUGGUGCCUGUAGUUGAUGAUUGACAGUCAGGGUUCGGAGGACAGGGUGAACAGCAGUUAAUCAGCUAACCCACCUCCUCUCACCGGCCAAAAGAAACUCUGUGGUAGUAAUCUGUUUUGGUCCCCAUUUCCUCUGUGUCAUUCCUCCCUGCUUGAUCAAGACAGUUGGUGACAGUUAAAGGAACAGUCCAACAUUUAGGGAAAUCCUCGUGUUUGUCAUUAUACCCAGUCAGAUGGCAAGAUGUUUAUCAGUUUGGGUCCGGUACAAAAUAGGGCAGAUUGGAAGCAGGUGGAAACUGCUAGCUUAGCUUCAUCAAACACCUUUAGUCCAUCAUAGUGUGAUCUGCGCAAAAGUACAAGAAAGCAACAAGAAGUGACUGCAAUGCCAAAGAUACAUUUGAAAUAGUACACACAGAAUCUGUAGGAGCGCUUAGACACUUAUUUUUCAAAUGACUGCAGCGCCAGUCAGUCUCUUCCAACAACUCUGGGAAUAUAUUUUCUUUUUAUCCUUGACAGGCCUGUGAAGUUUUUGCAUGCCACAUCAAUUCCCUGCAGUUUCCAAAAAUUAGGUGGCAUUUGGCCCCUUGAUGGCGCCAUACAAAACAAUAAAUUGUUAGAACAACAAAUUUAGCUCAGAAAUAUUAAUAAUCUGUUCUCAUUCUGUGCAAUGUAUCCAAAAGCUUGGCUAGCAGUUUCCCUUUACUUUCAGUCUUUAAAAAAUGUGACAGGUAAAUGUAUAACUAUACAGUAGAUAUUAUUAUGAUGAUGAUGAACAGAGAGAAAGGAUUCAAGCAGGCCUACACAUCUAUCUAUCUAUCUAUCUAUCUAUCUAUCUAUCUAUCUAUCUAUCUAUCUAUCUAUCUAUCUAUCUAUCUCAGCUAGCUAACUAGCUAUCUGCUGCUGCUGCAUAUUUGAACCAAAUCAGCUCUCCAUCUUCAUCAUCCAUCUUCUCUGUCUGCCACAAACAAAGACAAAACUAUUUUUCAUGGAGUGUAUGGUGUAACUGGUUGAGAUGCUGGUUAACCCAGUCAUCUGGUCAGUUAAAACCUUUUUUGACCUGUCAGUCAAAUCACAAAGAGCUGAAACUGUCACUGACCUGUAAGUCAGACCUCGUUUUUCUUGUAUUUUCCAGUAAAUAAAGCUGUGUAGGACUCAGCUGGUUGGUUAGUAUGACAGCUUAGUAACAGAUGAGUAACUUUGACCUUUGACAGUGUGCUUAUUCUGAAAUAUUACAGUAUGUUUAUGGGAUAUAACGUUGUAAAACGGUGAGUUUGAAUAAUUGUAGUCAUCAUUGGUUUGCUGUAGGACUCAAAGAGAGCAGCUCAGUGACCUGCUGCGUACCUGUGAAUGUACUUUGUAUUUUUCUUUUUUUUACAAUAAACAAGUGCUGAUAUCCUA